This is a messenger RNA of Dictyostelium purpureum, 1956 nucleotides long. RefSeq lists its product as uncharacterized. Lineage: Eukaryota; Evosea; Eumycetozoa; Dictyosteliales; Dictyosteliaceae. Bases 1 to 1956 code for a protein of 651 amino acids. The transcript has 2 exons. The record is from RefSeq and is a predicted model, not a curated record.
AUGAAUCAAUCAAUUUUAAACCCAAUUGAAGCUUCAAUGUUUCCAUUAAAACAAUUCCCAAAUUCAUCGUCAUCAUCACCACUUAGUGCAUCCUCAUCAUUGUCAUCCUCACAAGAUCAACAACCAGACCAGGAUGGCGAUAUUGUUGCUAUUGCACCAACUCUUCCAGCUGGAGAAACCUUUACCUUAUUUAUUAGUAAUGCUCCAUCAUCCUCUUCAUCAUCACCAAAAAUUAAUAGUAAUACCGAUGAUGUACCAACUUCUGCUGAGGACCUCUCUUCAUCAAGUGGUAAUAUUAAUGCAGAAAAACCAAUGAGAUCUUCUGCCUCAUCCUCAUCUUCAUCACCAGAGCCAUCAAAAGUUAACCUUUUAAUGGAUAAUGAUGAUGUUGAUGAAAUCUCUGGUGGUUCCCAAAAAAGAGUCUCUGGUGAUUUAAGUAAUCUUGCCGACGAAGAAGACGAUGACGAUGACCCACGUAAAAAGAGAAAGAGAAGAAAGGCUGUUGAAAUCGAUAGAAGUUUCAAAUGUUCCAUGGCUAACUGUCAAAAGAUCUAUGGUUCAGAAAAUGCUCUUAAAAUGCACAUCAAAUUAAAACACCCAGAAUACCAAUAUCUUAUUAUGCAACAACAAAUUCCAUUAACCAAUAAAACUUCACCACCAAUCAUUGUUAAUAACAAAAUGUUACAAUAUAAUAAUCACCCAGGAUAUGUUCAAGGUCCACCACAUGGUCACCCAAUGCAAAAUUCCCCACAAUACCAACAAUAUGUUCAACAAACCCAAUACCAACAAGCAAUCCAUAAUAGUAGAGUUCCAACUUCAUUAUUGUUCCAACAACAACAACAACAACAACAGCAACAACAACAACAACAACAACAAAUGCCACCACAACAUCCACAACACCCACAACAUCCAUCACAACAAAUGCCACCACAACACCUCUCUCAAAUGCCAAGAUCACCACAAGGUUAUUCCCAACAACCACCAAGAAAUAUCCCAUCAUUAAAAUUCAACGGUCCAGAAAUGAAUCCAAGAGAUAUCUAUUUAUUAUCGAAACAAUAUACCGAACAACAACAAUACCAACAACAAUAUGGCAAUGGUGGUGGUAAUAAUAAUGCUUUCCCAAAAUUAUUUAAUUCACAAGUCCCAACCUCUGAACUUAAGAAUCAAUUAGCAUCAUUCCUUGCUAAAGAAAAACAAAAUCAAAAUAAUAAUAGUAAUAAUAACAAUAAUAGAGAAAGUGGUUUAAGUAGUCAACACUUACAAUCAAUUAAUAAAAUUAUAAGUGCUACCAACAUUGCUCAUCUUUUACCAAGUAACCUCCACCCAGCUUUCUUCCAUAGUUUCCAACAACAACUUGAUCAAUUGUUUGCAUCAAAUCCUGGUAUGGCUCAAGAUAUUUUAAAUUAUGAUUAUGACGAAUUAAGCAAUUUCAUCAAAAAACAAAUUGAACAAGUUAAAUUGAAACAAGAGCAUUUAUUCCAUAAUAGUAACAAUAGUAACAAUAAUAAUAACAACAAUAAAUCCAAUCGUCUUCCAAACUUUAAUUAUCAUGAUGAAGAAAAUGAAGAUAAUGGCCAAAAUGAAAGAUUAAAUAAUGAACAAAAUAAUGAAAAUAUAAGAAAAAGAGAAAGAGAGGAAGAUGAAGAAAAUAUUUUAAAUAACAAUGCAAGAUCUUCUUUUAAUAGAAAUGAAGAUUCUGAAUAUCCAACACCAUCAUCAUCACCAAUUAACAGAAAUUUAAAUAGUUCCAAAAAUAUAUUGCCACCAUUAACAAAGGGUAAUUUAUCAUUCCUUGUUUCAAAUAAUUCAAAUAACUCUGAUAAUGAAGAAGAUAUUAAAAAACCAUCAUCAACCUCAUCAUCAUCAACCUCAACACCAAAUAAUAACUCCUCCUGUAUAAAAAAUGAACAACAAUCAGAUGCCGCAAGUCUUCUUUUAGGCUUACAAAAUAUUUAA